GUGCAGGGCGACCGUAUGGAGGAACAGCGCUGUUCUUUGCAGACCACGUCUGGCCGGGCCCCUGAGGGAGAGGGCGGCAGCCAGGCACCUGAGAUGGACAGUUUCAUGGACAUGUUGGCCAGCACCCAGGGUCGUCGCAUGGAUGACCAGCGUGUGACCAUCAGCGCCCUUCCAGGCUUCCAGCCCGUGGGCCCCAAGGACAGUACGCAGAAACGAGCCGGGACCCUGAGUCCCCAACCCCUGCUCGUCCCCCAAGAUCCGAGCGCUCUGGGUUUCCGUAGGAACAGCAGCCCACAGCCCCAGACACAAGCCCCUUGA
Ochotona curzoniae (black-lipped pika) is the source of this 318-nucleotide messenger RNA. RefSeq names its product Purkinje cell protein 2 (gene PCP2). The coding region runs from base 16 to 318 and encodes 100 amino acids. The record is from RefSeq and is a predicted model, not a curated record. The transcript is spliced from 3 exons. Gene Ontology annotation, molecular function: guanyl-nucleotide exchange factor activity; protein binding. Lineage: Eukaryota; Metazoa; Chordata; Mammalia; Lagomorpha; Ochotonidae.